This is a messenger RNA of Monoraphidium neglectum, 813 nucleotides long. Its product is annotated as malate dehydrogenase (oxaloacetate-decarboxylating)(NADP+). The record is from RefSeq and is a predicted model, not a curated record. The transcript is spliced from 6 exons. Gene Ontology annotation, biological process: pyruvate metabolic process; malate metabolic process. NCBI's taxonomy places the organism in Eukaryota, Viridiplantae, Chlorophyta, Chlorophyceae, Sphaeropleales, Selenastraceae. Bases 1 to 813 code for a protein of 270 amino acids. Gene Ontology annotation, molecular function: malate dehydrogenase (decarboxylating) (NAD+) activity; NAD binding; malate dehydrogenase (decarboxylating) (NADP+) activity.
AUGCACAUCUCUUCUCUCUGCACCCCUGGCCCACGCCAGGACUUUGGUAACCGUGACGCCUUCAGGCUGCUGGACACCUACAAGGACACAGCCUGCGUUUUCAAUGAUGACAUCCAAGGCACUGCCGUCAUCACGCUGGCAGGGUUGCUGUCAGCUGCGGGCGCCACGGAGCAGCCGGACUUGAGCCAGCACCGCAUCCUCUUCAUGGGCGCCGGGGAGGCCGCUAUUGGCAUUGCCUCCUUAAUCGCGCACUAUGCCCACGCGCGGCACGGCGUUCCCGAGAAGGAAGCGAGGCGAACCUGCUACUUUGUCGACACGCACGGUCUGGUCACUGUGGAGCGCAAGGACGGCCUGGCCCCCCACAAGCUGCCCUUUGCCCACGAGGGCCUGGAGCCCGCGGCCGACCUGCACGCCGCCAUUCGGCAGCUGCGGCCCACCGCGCUUGUGGGAGUCAGCACCGUCAAAGGAGCAUUCGAUAGGCAGGCCCUGCAGCUGAUGGCUGAAUUCAACCCUCGGCCAAUCAUCAUGCCCCUCAGCAACCCUGACUCCAAGUGCGAGUGCACCUUCGAGGAGGCUUUCCGUGGCACAAAUGGCCGCGCACUAUUCGCCUCGGGCAGCCCCAUGCCGCCAUACACUGAUGCGGACGGCAAGAAGCACACCCCAGCCCAGGCCAACAAUGUAUACGUGUUCCCGGCGGUGGCGCUGGCCGCAGUCUUGGCGUCACCGCGGGCCAUCACGGACGAGCUCCUGCUGGCGGCAGCCGAGGCCGUCGCAGGGCUCACCACCCCAGAAGAUGCGGCGCGCGGAGAGUGA